Messenger RNA from Schistosoma mattheei, 822 nucleotides. The record is from the annotation of a GenBank genome assembly. Lineage: Eukaryota; Metazoa; Platyhelminthes; Trematoda; Strigeidida; Schistosomatidae.
CUCUACUAUUCUGGGAUUUCGCCUGACAAUUCCAUCUCUCUGUGCAAAUGGGCCAUGGCUACCUAAAACCAUGUACAGACGUACCAAAUUCUACGUCGCGACCGACCGACUGACUUCUCGCUUUGUUUCACUGUCAUAAGACCAAUAACGCCACUCAGUAGUGAUGAUCAAUUUUAGAGGCUCUUGCACGGGGCACAGCGAUAUCGUAUGUGCACCGGAAUUAACACCUCUACCUACAAUCAUACCACAAACACACAACUAUCCAUUCACGACAACAGGACACAGUCGCGCACAAAAUACCACACGAAACAUAUAUUCAGGCAUGCACGCACAUAUCAAUACACAUACAUAUAUAUAUACAUGUGGUUGUGCCUGUAGCUGUGUAAAUAUUUCACCAAAUUCACAUCUAGAUCCAUCUAUUUGCUCAACAACCCAAACACAUAGACGUCAUUCUCAUAUUAACUUCUUUCACAUUCAUUCAUUCAUUCAGUCAGUCAGUCAGUCAACAACGUAGAACUCCGUACGUACGUACAUCAGUUCGACUUGUUAUACCACAUUAGCACAGAGAUACAAUUGUCGAUUGUACUCCCAUAGUCGUAGAGGUAGUAAAAGUAGAAGCAGUAAUCAGAUAUAUUAGGGUUUCAAGAUGUUAUUCAAGGAGUAUAAUCGAGUGAAAUAAAUUGGGAAAGAGAAGAAAAGGAACAUGAAGAAUUCAGAAGAUUGGAAUUUGGGAGAACACAAAGACUGGACGCACUUGAGCCAUUGCAAACGAUUUCGAGCCAUGUCAUUCACAGUCUCUAACCAUCGGUUGCUAUCGUCUCG